UGGAUCAAACCUGCAAAUCGAUAAUCGCGAUUCAUGUUAUAACAAACGUCAUUGGACGGAUCCGCAUGCAAUUUCUUGCAGGAAUCGGGUGUCAUUUGACGGCUGCUCGUCGUGAGGUUGAGGUAGUUGGUGCUUGUGCCCCGUGAUGUGGUGUGUGGGGGAGGAUGAUAAACAGUCAGCGGAGAACAGGAGGAACAUGGCGGCACAGUUAGCGAGCAGAAAUGUUGUUUCACUACCGCGAAGGUCAGAGCUGCUUCUGAUUAACGGGAUUUAACGGCAAGGAUACUACCAAAAGUUUUAAAUCGGAGCAGCAGGGGAUGCACACAGAUUUCCCAGCAUUGCCGUCCUGCAGCAAUGCCCUGAGGGACUUUAUGGACUGAAGCCAAGGCGCUGGUGUGCAGUGAGGAUGAGUGGUGUCGGUGAACACCCCUCUGACCCGUCCAGGGCAGAGUCCCGGAAACGUAAAGAAUGUUCCACAGAGCUUCUGGGACCCAGCCCCAAGCGGAGCAACGAGAAGCGCAACCGAGAGCACGAGAACAAGUACAUCGAGGAGCUCGCAGAGCUCAUCUUCGCCAACUUCAACGACAUCGACAACUUCAACGUCAAGCCCGACAAAUGUGCCAUCCUGAAGGAGACGGUGAAGCAGAUCAGACAAAUCAAGGAGCAAGAGAAGGCUGCGGCAGCCAAUGAAGAGGAGGUGCAGAAGGCAGACGUCUCGUCAACGGGCCAGAGCGUGAUCGACAAGGACGCCCUGGGCCCCAUGAUGCUGGAGGCGCUGGACGGCUUCUUCUUCGUGGUGAACAUGGAGGGCAACAUCGUGUUUGUGUCGGAGAACGUGACGCAGUACCUGCACUACAACCAGGAGGAGCUGAUGAACACCAGCGUGUACAGCGUGCUGCACGUGGGCGACCACGCAGAGUUCAUCAAGAACCUGCUGCCCAAGUCCCUCGGUAAGCUCCCAACAGGUCACAGCGGGGGGAGGGGUCUCUGGUCCCCUGGCCGGGCUCUCAGGGGAACAGCCAGGGGGGGGUCUCUGGUCCCCUGGCCGGGCUCUCAGGGGGGGGUCUCUGGUCCCCUGGCCGGGCUCUCAGGGGAACAGCCAGGGGGGGGUCUCUGGAAACUGUCCGGGAAAAACAUUCAUUUAAUUUUCUCACCCUCUCCUUUGUGCCCCCCCCCCCCCCCCCCCCCCCCAGACUUCCAGUCGUGUCUGAUCUGCGUGGCGCGCCGGGUGCCUAUGAAGGAGAGGCCCAUGCUGCCCACCCACGAGAGCUUCACCACGCGCCAGGACCUGCAAGGUAAGAUCACCUCUCUGGACACCAGCCUGCUGAGGGCCUCCAUGAAGCCGGGCUGGGAGGACCUGGUGCGCCGCUGCAUCCAGAGGUUCCACCUGCAGAACGACGGGGAGAUGUCCUUCGCCAAGAGACACCAGCAGGAAGUGCUCCGCCACGGGCAGGCCUUCAGCCCCAUCUACCGCUUCUCGCUGUCGGACGGAACCAUCGUGUCGGCCCACACCAAGAGCAAGCUGGUCCGCUCGCCUGCCACCAACGAGCCCCAACUCUACAUGUCCCUGCACAUCCUCCAAAGGGAGCAGACGGUGUGCGGGGUGAUGGGCCAGGACAUGGGACCGGGCGGCCCCAAGCCCAUGAACUCGUCCACGCCCGCCAUGACGCCGCCCACCCCGGGCAGCGUGCCGGGCUCCGGGCCGGGCUCCGGCCCCCAGGGCCAGGACACCACCAUCAGCAGCAACAGCACACCCUUCUCCCCCCCGGGCCCCGCCGGCCCCCGGGAGCCCGCCGCCAUGGGGGGCCACAUGCAGAGCUACCGCUUCGGCUGCCCCCCGCCCCACAGCCACGCCGGGGGCAUGCAGCCCCCCCAGCAGGGCGCGGGCUGGAGGAUGAACAGCCCGUCCCGCGGCAGCCCCAGCCCGGCCGGCGGGCCGCACCCCCCCCAGCAGAACUCCAUGCUGUCGCCCCGGCACCGGGGCAGCCCCGGGGCCGCCGGCAGCCCCCGCGUGGCCGGGGGCCUGCACUCGCCCUCCCCCGUGGGGAUGGGCCCCGGGGGGCCCGGAGGUAGCGGCCCCGCUAACAGCUACACCAGCAGCUCCCUGUCCGCCCUGCAGGCGCUCAGCGAGUGCCACGGGGUCAGCCACGCCCACCCCCACGCCCACACGCUGGGCUCCCCCGACAGGAAGCUGGGCUCCCCGGCCGGGGCCCCGCCCAACCCCCACGUGACGUCCAAGCCGGGCGAGGGCGGCGGGGGUCCCGGCGAGCCCUUCGGCCCCCACUCGGAGCCGGGGGGCCCGGGCGACGGCGGGGGGCCGGGCGAGCCCAAGGAGGAGCGGGACGGGGGGGGCGCUGCGGCCGAGGGCCACGACGCCCACGGCCGUCUCCACGACAACAAGGGCCACACCAAGCUGCUGCAGCUGCUCACCACCAAGUCGGAGCCCCUGGAGAUGCCCCCCUCCCCCGGCGACGGCAAGGACCCGGCGGGGCCCGGGGCCCGCGGGGGCCACCAGGCCGGGGCCACCCACACCACCUCCCUGAAGGAGAAACACAAGAUCCUGCACCAGCUGCUGCAGAACAGCACCUCCCCCGUGGACCUGGCCAAGCUGACGGCCGAGGCCACGGGCAAGGAGCCCGGGGAGCCGCAGGGGCCCGGGGCCGGGGCCGAGCUCAUCCCCAAGCAGGAGCCCCUGAGCCCCAAGAAGAAGGACAACGCGCUGCUACGCUACCUGCUGGACAAGGACGACACGGUGCUGAAGGACAAGGCCAAGCUGGAGCCCGGGGAGAUCAAGGUGGAGGCCGGGAAGCUCCCGCUGGUGAAGACGGAGAAGCAGGACGCCGGCUACGACCGCGCAGAGCAGUCCUCGGAGCUGGACGACAUCCUGAAUGACCUGCAGAAUGCCCCGCCCCUGUUUGGAGAGCAGCGGCCGGUCUCGCUGCCCAGCCCGAUGGACAAGCAGAACAUCAUCAACGACAUCCUGCAGAUGUCCGAGAGCGGCGACCCCGCCCGGGUAGCGCAGCAGCAGCAUCAGCAGCAGCAGCAUCAGCAGCAGCAGCAGCAGAAUCAACAGCUACAGCAGCAGCAGCAGCAGCAUCAACAGCAGCAGCAGCAGCAUCAACAGCAGCAGAGUCGGCCUAUGGGCCCGGGCAUGGGCCCAGGGAAUUUCGGCGGCGUCCGACCCAACCAGCCUGGCCGGGGCGCCCCCAUGAGGAGUGUGUCCCUGGACAUGUCCAUGUCCCCCCAGAACCCCUCGCUGCAGUACCCCCUGAGGGCCACCAGCCCCUACACCCUCAUCCAGCAGCAGCAGCAGCAGCAGCAAGGCAUGAUGGGAACCCAUGGCAUGCUGAGCAGCCCGGCCGGGAUGGUGAACGCAGGGCUCAUGGGUCCUGGCGGUCCGCGGCCGGGCAUGCAGCAGCCGGAGGGUUGGAUUGGCUCUGCGUCGGCCCCUCCCCCCGGCGCCGCGGGGCGCCUGGGGCCCAGCGCCGCCCCCAUGAGGCCCAACAGCCAGCCGGGGCCCCGGCUGAUGCAUCAGUCCACCAUGAUGGCCAACGCAGCUCAGCCAGGGAUGGACAUCGGCAUGGCCGGGCACCAGUUCUCCCAGCAGCAGGCGCCGCCCAAUCAGACGGCUCCGUGGCCUGACAGCAUGAUGCCCAUCGACCAGACGGCCUUCGUCAACCAGAACAGGUCGGUGUACCCGGGCCCCCAGGACGAGCUGUGCGGCGGGGGCCCCGGGGACGGGGCGGCGGCGGACGAGGGCGCGCUGCUGUCCCAGCUCUACACCGUGCUCAAGGACUUCGACGGGCUGGAGGAGAUCGACCGCGCCCUGGGGAUCCCUGCUCUGGUAGGCCAGGGCCAGGCGGUGGACCAGGACCAGUUCUCCCAGCAGGACCCCUCCAUGCUGCUGGACCAGAAGCCGCCCAUGUACGGGCAGCAGUUCGCCCCGCCCCCCCACAUGGGCCAGAGGGGCUACGCCGGGGCGCCCAUGCAGGAGCCGUCCUUCCACCCCAUGGGGGGGUCCAUGGGGGGGGGGCCCAUGGGGGGGGGCCCCAUGGGGCCGCGGCCCGGCUACCCCAUGCUGAGGAUGCAGACGCGGCCCGGCCUGAGGCCCGCGGGGGGGGGGCCCCCCCAGCCCAACACCCUGAGGCUACAGCUCCAGCACCGUCUGCAGUCCCAGCAGAACCGCCAACCGAUGAUGAAUCAGAUGAGUGGCGUGUCCAACGCCAACCUACCUCUCAGAGCCAGCGCUCCCAACCAGGGGACCAUCAACGCCCAGAUGUUGGCCCAGCGGCAGCGGGAGUUGCUCAGCAACCACCUGCGGCAGCGGCAGGUGCAGCAGGCGCAGCAGGUGCAGCAGCAGCGCAGCAUCGCCAUGCGCGCACAGGGCCUUAGCCUGCCGCCCAACAUGGCCGCCAACGCCGCCGCCGCCGCCGCGGCCGGGGGCAUGGGCAACCCCAGGAUCCCCCAGGGCAACCCCCAGCAGUUCCCCUACCCGCCCAGCUACGGUACCAGUACAGGCCUGGCCUCUCCGCCCCCCCCCACCAGCCCCUUCUCCUCCCCUCUCUCGCCCGGCCUGCCCUCUCUCCCCCCCAACCCCCAGCUCCACAUGCAUGGCUCCUCCUCCUCUUCCUCCUCCUCCUCCUCCCAGAUGAUGAUGGGCGGACAGUACGGGGCGGUACUCACCCCCCAAAUGCAGCACAGUGCCUUUCAGUUCCCCAACUCAGGUAUGAGCCAGCAGGCGGACGGGGGGUUCGGGGGUCCCGGGGCGGCCCAGAGCCCCAUGCUCUCGCCCCGCAUGAGCCACGCCCAGUCUCCCAUGAUGCAGCAGGCCCAGGCCGGCGCCGCCUUCCAGGGCUCCCCUGACAUGAACGGCUGGCCGCAGGGCAACAUGGCGGGCAGCAGCAUGUUCUCCCAGCAGCAGCAGCCCCCCCAGCAGCAGCAGGCGUCACCCCAGUUCAGCCAGCAGAGCAACGGCAGCCUGUACAGCAGCAACGGCCUCAACAGCGUCUCCAUGGCGACCAACAUGGGCCCCACCAGCAGCAUGGGCCAGAUGGGCGCCACGCCCAUGGCCUCGGGACCUCCAACGGGGAUCCCCUCCAUGGGGCCGGAGCAGAAGUACUGUUGACCUCGGGGAGUGUUCCGCCUGCUCCUCUGUGAUUGGCCCCCUGGACCCCCCCUGGACCCCGCCUCCCCCGGCCUGGCGGCCCCUCCCUCCUCAACCACACAACUACGGGCCCCCAGGAGCCCGCCGGGGGGCCCCCAGGAG
Messenger RNA from Gadus macrocephalus (Pacific cod), 5266 nucleotides. It is a transcript of the gene ncoa2, whose product is annotated as nuclear receptor coactivator 2. Gene Ontology annotation, molecular function: nuclear receptor binding; protein dimerization activity. The transcript has 21 exons. Bases 407 to 5125 code for a protein of 1572 amino acids. Gene Ontology annotation, biological process: cellular response to hormone stimulus; positive regulation of transcription by RNA polymerase II. NCBI's taxonomy places the organism in Eukaryota, Metazoa, Chordata, Actinopteri, Gadiformes, Gadidae. Gene Ontology annotation, cellular component: nucleus. The record is from RefSeq and is a predicted model, not a curated record.